AUGGUCGCCCGUCCACGCAGGCCCUUGGUCUCCCUCGACUCCCAACUUCAGGCCCUCACCCUCUUCACCGACCUCGACGGUCCCUCCGAGAACCUCUCUCACCUCGGCCCCAUCAUCAAAUCCCUCGACGAGGCCCGCCAGCAAGACGCCUUUCUCCGGCACCUCAAAUCCUUCGUCUCCACCAAAGACGCCGAGAUCGAAGCCAUCUGCGAUUCCAACCACUCCGAAUUCGUAGCUGCCGUAGACAAGCUUCUCAAAGUUCGAUCUGGCACCGUAUCCCUCAAACACCGCAUCGCCGAGUUGAACGAGGAUCUCCAGGCGGGAGGGAGCUCGUUGGGGAACAAAAAGAAGCAAUUGUUGGAGACACGCCGCACAGCGGGGAAUGUGGGGGAUGCAGUGGAGGUGGUGCAAGUGUGCUUGAGGGUGCUGGACAUGGCAAAUAGAGUGGACGGGUUGAUCACCGAGAAAAAGUACUAUGCAGCGUUGAGGAGUCUGCAAGAGCUCGAGACCAAACUGCGCGGCUUGAUGGGCUACGAUUUCGCCAAACACAUGAUGGAAGGUCUGCCGCAGAUGAGAGGCCAAGUCAAGGCGGGCGUGACGAGCGAGAUGAAGGAAUGGCUAUUUCAAGUGCGAGAGAAGUCGAGAACCGUCGGGCAGCUGGCAUUGGAAGCCAUGGAGACGCGGCACAAGCGAUGGAGGGUCAAAUCGCAACGCGAUCCACUGUUGCGGCUGGCGAAAGUGAACAGUGCCAUCGAACUGGUCAUGAACGAAAGGGUCGAGGUGAACUUUGUGGAUAACGACAAGGUGCAAGUGGAUUUCAGAGCCUUGUACCAGGCGAUACACAUCUACGAUGCGUUGGAUUCGCGCGAGGAGCUGCAGAUGAGUUACCAGGAGGAUCGACGUGCGCAAGCCAACCUGCUGUUGAACCAAGGGUUGGUGUUUAGCGGCGAUGGCAAGGUGCCGGCAUUGUUGGAGGAGAUGGUUGGAUUCUUCCUCGUGGAGCACCACGUGAUACAGACGACCAUGGGGUUUAGGGAGGAGAGCGAAGUGGACGAUCUGUGGGAUACGAUGUGUUCUAGGGUGGUGGAUAUCGUCUCCCUCGCGUUGAGGGAUUGCAAGGAUACCAAGAUCUACGUCUCCGCAAAAGCUGCCAUCCAAGUCUUCAUCCAGACGCUCGAGGGGUACUCUUUUCCCGUGGCGAAACUCAACGCUCUGCUCCUCACGCUGUUCGAACGGUACGCGCAGCUGCUUCGCGAUCGAUUCAGUCAAGACUUCCAACAGGCGAUGAAGGAGACCCAACACGAGCCUAUGGUCGUCACCACUCCCGAGGAGCUAUCCAAAGUGCUCUCCGUGUGCUGGUUGAAACCGGGCGACGACGUUCUGCUCAAACAAUCCGGGUUCCCGCUCUCCCUCCCCUUCUCGCAAACCUACCCGCUCUGCUGCAUGGAUAUGAGGAACCUCGUCGACCAAUACUACAUCUUCUCCUCGGACUUCACCUCGCAUCGCGAGAUCGACGAGAUCCUCAAAUCCUCGCUCGACCAGCUCCUCAUCACCCAGGUCUCCACCGCCAUCCGCAAGUCGCUCGACAGCACCGCUUCGAUCAACCUCUCCCAAAUCGCCCAGAUCAUCGUCAAUGCCGAACACUUCAACCUCGCCUGCCUGGAACUGGAGAAACUUCUUGCUGCGCUGCGUGCACCACACGGUAGAGGUGGAAAAAUGUCGUUGGAUGCCAGCAAGCAUUUCCGCGAGACCUUGCGGAUUGCCGAGGAGAAGAUCAGCGGUGCGUUUGCUGCGAAAUUGGAUCAAUUCUUGGGGAUUGCAGAGUACGAUUUUGCUCCUCCUCCAUCAAAGGAAAACAAGACGCAUUCAGGUUGGUUGCAAGACACAGUAGACUGGUUACGAACAAUGAUGGAGUCCGUACUCGUGCUUCUCCCACCCACCGUCAAGGCGAAAAUCUACACGUCGGCGUACCAACAUCUUUCAUCAAGCCUUCUAGAUCGACACCUCCUCUCUCCCGAUACCACUUCGAUCAACACCAACGGUGUAAGCAUGCUAUUGGUAGAUGUAGACUUUCUCGCAAAGGCAGCGGGAGAAGAUGGUGUGGAUGGAAAGGUGUUCGAUGCGGUGAAGCAGACGUUGCAGGUGGUAACGAUGGAUAAAGUGGCAGAGUAUACGGUGCUGUUGCAGGGAGGGAAGGUGGGGGUGGAUGCGGGGGGAAGGUGGGCUAAGGUGGAGGUGAAGAAGUUGAUGGCGUUGUUGGAUAAGAUGAUCAGGACGAUCAGUGGGAGGAGAACAGGUGGACAGGCGCAGGAGGCGAUGACGGAGUUGGCCAAGAGACAGAGGGAGAGGGACGGGCUGGGGAGGGCCGUCGCGCUGAUCGGAGCCGGAGUGGGGAGGUAG
Molecule: messenger RNA, 2400 nt
Organism: Pseudozyma hubeiensis SY62
Lineage: Eukaryota; Fungi; Basidiomycota; Ustilaginomycetes; Ustilaginales; Ustilaginaceae
Exons: 1
Coding region: 1-2400 (799 amino acids)
Biological process (GO): exocytosis; intracellular protein transport; Golgi to plasma membrane transport
Cellular component (GO): membrane; exocyst
Source: RefSeq, a predicted model, not a curated record